Molecule: messenger RNA, 867 nt
Organism: Hydractinia symbiolongicarpus
Lineage: Eukaryota; Metazoa; Cnidaria; Hydrozoa; Anthoathecata; Hydractiniidae
Exons: 4
Coding region: 1-867 (288 amino acids)
Biological process (GO): DNA repair; telomere maintenance
Molecular function (GO): DNA helicase activity
Source: RefSeq, a predicted model, not a curated record
AUGAUAAAUUUUCACGCAAAUGUAAAUAAUCUUGAUUCUUUCGCCGAACAGGAAAACGACGAUGUUACUGAUAAGAUUAGUAAUAUAAACAACCAUGACACUGACGAAAUUCGAAACGAACUCCAUGAAAAGAUUCGAACAUUAAAUAAAACACAAAGGCAAAUUUUUGAAGUGGUAAAUGAUUGGGUUACAACUUACGUAAAAGGUUUAGCAUGUAACGCGCACCAUAAAAUUAAGCCAAUUCACAUUUUUCUAACAGGAAGUGCAGGUUGUGGAAAGUCCCAUUUAGUAACAACAAUUUCUGACAUGCUAAAUAAAGCACUUUCCUAUCGUGCAGGAAACUUAGAAAAGGAUAAAAUUCUCAUUUUAGCACCAACCGGUGUUGCUGCCAUUAAUAUAGAGGGAAAUACAAUACAUUCAGCCUUAGCUUUCGGAACUAAGCGUUAUUGUAAUAGAAGAAAUCUCGAUGGUUUCAAACAAGCUACUCAACGGCUAACCGAAAUAUUUGGAUGCGCAGAUGACAUUCCAUUUGCAGGAAUAUCUGUUAUAGCAUGUGGCGAUUUCUACCAACUUCCACCAAUUCAAGCAAGGCCAGUUUACGCAGAAUAUAAAGAUGCAUUAUUAAAUCUUUCACAUUGCUGGAAGCAUUUUAAGAUUGCUGAACUAACGGAACAUAACAUCGGACGAAAAAAUAUCGAAUCUAUUGACAAAAUUCCAGAAAAUAUACCCGUGCAAUUAGUCCAAAAUCUUAAUUCUCGCACUCAAAUUGAAACAGUUGGACUUGUGCGAAACCUUCUGUUAAAACUUCAAGCAAAAUUCAUGUUGACGUCAAAUAUUGAUGUGUCUGAUAAACUCAUUAACGGAUAG